CGCCUCCGUCUCUCUUAGCAACCAAGAGACGCUGAAGACAAUUCAUUCGUUGGAAACUACACCAGUUACAUUCUAUUUACACCUAUUCGUUUGGUCGACGCUUUUUUCCGAAACGACGUGUGAGAAAGUGCAUCCGACAUUAAACUAUGGCAGAAGUGGAAGAAACACUGAAAAGAAUACAAACUCACAAAGGUGUGAUUGGAAUAAUUGUUGUCAAUGCAGAAGGUAUCCCGAUCAGGACGACCCUGGACAACUCCACCACCGUUCAGUAUGCAGCGCAGUUACAUCAUCUCACCAUGCUGUCCAGAAGUGCAGUCAGAGAACUCGAUCCUCAGAAUGACCUCACAUUCCUUCGCAUUAAAUCAAAAAAGCAUGAGAUCAUGGUAGCACCAGAGAAAGACUAUCUCUUGGUUGUAAUCCAGAACCCAAGCGAAUAGGGUUUCUUUACUCAACCUGAAGUCCCCUGAUUGCAAGUCAAGAAUCCUUAUUUCUCGUACACAUUCCAAAGGGCUCUUCCCUAGCUGUUGUUUCAUUAGUCAGUUCCAUUCUACAAAUGGCUUGUUUAAUUCAUUUACCCUUAUUAGUUUAGCUGAUGCCUUUUUCCAAAGCGAUUUACAAUGUUAAACUACUUGCAAUUAUUUACCCAUU
Messenger RNA from Scleropages formosus (Asian bonytongue), 648 nucleotides. Its product is annotated as dynein light chain roadblock-type 2. Bases 147 to 437 code for a protein of 96 amino acids. The record is from RefSeq and is a predicted model, not a curated record. Gene Ontology annotation, cellular component: cytoplasmic dynein complex. Gene Ontology annotation, biological process: microtubule-based movement. The transcript has 4 exons. Lineage: Eukaryota; Metazoa; Chordata; Actinopteri; Osteoglossiformes; Osteoglossidae.